Homalodisca vitripennis (glassy-winged sharpshooter) is the source of this 1050-nucleotide messenger RNA. RefSeq lists its product as uncharacterized. The coding region runs from base 165 to 878 and encodes 237 amino acids. The transcript is spliced from 2 exons. Gene Ontology annotation, cellular component: transcription regulator complex; nucleus. Gene Ontology annotation, molecular function: DNA binding. Lineage: Eukaryota; Metazoa; Arthropoda; Insecta; Hemiptera; Cicadellidae. Gene Ontology annotation, biological process: regulation of transcription by RNA polymerase II. The record is from RefSeq and is a predicted model, not a curated record.
AGUUGGCAGCGCCACUUGUCAGCUACAGCUACAAUAGCUGCAAGUAAUAACGUGGCGCGACUCACAGCAGUCAGCACAACGACUAGCUGGAGCUGGAGCUGGAGCGUCCAGUAGUGUAACACUGCAGUGUAGGCGGAUAAACCAGAGCGUGGGCGUGUCACGACAUGCACGACGAGACAGCUAGAUGCAACUUCGACACUGAGACCUUCAUAUUCGAGGUGCAGGCUCGACCCGCGAUAUGGGACGUCAACUCGGAGGAAUACACGGACCGAGACCUCAAAAGGAAGUGCUGGCUGGACCUCUCCGAGAUGUUCAUCGACAAAGGAGACGCCACCAAGAAAGACAUAGCCGAAUUUUGUAGGGCGAUACAGCGGCGUUGGAAAAGUCUAAGAGAUUGCUACACCAGAGAAUGUCACAGAAUGAUGAAGAGAGGCGAAUCCGGGACUUCGAACCAGAGGACUUACAUGUACUACAGGCACCUGUCCUUCCUGAGCGGGGUCAUCAGAAGCAAGGGUGUGUCCAGCGACACGGAGGACGGGAGUUGCGGGCCGUCCACGGUAGAGGCAGGGUUGCUGGGGGAGGACGAGGACGGAGACAGUGGACCAGAAUCUCCCGUGACCUCCGCGACCCCUGUCCUCACGGACAGCAGGAAGAGGAAGAGGCCAGACAGACAGUUCGAGGAGGACGAAGAUACUCCAGUCCACUGUGUGAUAAAGCCCCGAAAAAGGAAACAAGAGAACGAAGCUGAGGACAGUGACAGAAUAUUUUUGAUGUCCUUGUUGGACCCAAUAAAAGAUGUACCAGAGAGAUCGCGGUUUACAUUAAGAAUGGAGAUUAUGAAAGUUAUUGACAAUUUUAGAAAUAAAACGAUGAAAUGAAGACACUACCAAAGUAUGCCCUGGUCUUGCAGACUGUUGGUGUCACAGCGCGUCGUCGUCUCGUCAGCCAGAUUGAUCAUUUAUAAGUUUAAUAUAUGAUCAUUAAAUUUUGUUUGAUAGCAUUCAUAAUUUGUUUAUUAUGAUUGAUUAAAUAGGGUUUUCUCAAAAAGGA